Molecule: messenger RNA, 2967 nt
Organism: Spirometra erinaceieuropaei
Lineage: Eukaryota; Metazoa; Platyhelminthes; Cestoda; Diphyllobothriidea; Diphyllobothriidae
Source: the annotation of a GenBank genome assembly
AGUGGGUCUUUCGGUUUCAUGACCAGACGCCUGAUGGUUGCCUCCGGUCUGUGUGCCACUCCAACCCCAAGUGGUGCGAGAAGGCGGCCGUCAGCUUCCGAAACGUUUUUGACAUACGGAAGUGCUCGCCAAAAUUUGGGGUCCGUGCGGUUAGGCCUUUCGUCCCUUUUGCGUAUGCACCGGUCGACGAAUUUGCGCGGGUAGCCAUUGGCUUUGAAGACCCGUCGGAGGUAUUGUAGUUCGGCAAUUUUGUCUUCCGGCUCACUGCAGUGCGUUUCGACACGCCGAUAGAGUAUAAGGACGCUCUAUCGGAUCUGGUGCAGUUGCGGACAAAGCAACUACGUCGGAGAAACCGGAAGACAGCUCCGAACGAGAAUGGCCGAACACGCGGCAGCGGUGCGCAGAAAUGACGCCAGCUCUCAAGUUGCGGCUCAUUCGACGAGAUUCGGCCACACAUUCAAAUUCGAUGAGGCCGAAAUUCUCGCAAGAGGUGACAACCGCGUGAGCCGGGAGCUACUGGAAUCAUGGUUUACUGGCCCCCAGUCCAUCAACAAGUGCAACGAUCUUCCCACUCCAUACUGCGUGCUAAAACUUCGCCUAGGCUGAGUAGCAAGCCAUGCGGGGAGCGCAGAGGUGAACACUUUUCCCAACACCGGGGUCGGUGCGUCAGAUGGUCGAGCAAUCAUCACGCCAACAUCCAACGCACGUUAUGAAAUUGCAGCAAUUAUCGACUCGAAUGUCGGCCAUCGAGCAGUGAUCACACCAAGUGCGACGAUCCCGGAUGAAGGGGGGAGCCGUGAAUGUUCAUAGGUAUGCGGUAGCAUGGCUACGGCAUCCUAUAAAUACCGCAGCCCCUUGUGCAGCAAGCACCCGUUUCUGCUUUUUUGUCUCUGAUGAUGGAUUCGAGUAGGAAUCCGAAACGUCAGGUUAAUAAAGCUCUUGUCCUGGCGAUCGUGUCUCCUUCUUCAGCACUGUUGUCUGUCAGCGAAAAUGUUGAUCGUCCGCUUAGGGAUAUUGUAUGCGCCUGCUGAUGCCCAUGAAAGCUCGGCCACUGAGAACUUCGUAUGAGCUAGUCAGUUCUUCAAGAACAUCUCUCUCAGGCACUGCCAUGCUAACAUAAGACCGUAGCUAGAUUCCAUCUUAUCUACUACUUUUGGCGGGAAUACAGUGUCGCAACACUUAGAAUUGUCUAUUCCCCCACCAGCCUGUCUUACGGGCGGACUACUACUACUACUACUAUUACUACUACUACUACCACUAAUACUACUACUACUACUACCACCACCACUACUACUACUACUACUACUACUACCGCUGUUACUACUAAUACUACUACCACUGGCGGGAAUACAGUGUCGCAACACUGAAGAAAACUUUUUCCCCCGUCUACCACCACUGAUACGGCGAAUACUACUAAUAAUCCUACUAUUAGUACAACUACUACUACCACCGCCACCACGGCUGCCAAUGCUACUCUACCAACGCUUACAGUAUGGGUAACUAACUGCAAUAAUACUAGCAUCAGUAACGGAGUGUUGCGACACUGGUAUCCAACCCUACUUUUCUAUUUCUUGUUUUAAUCCCAGUACAUCAAUUGUAAGAUGAAUAAAGCCCUGUUAUAGGGCAUUCUCGUUCUGACUCUUGUAUCCGUAUUCCUUCGUCCUCUUCAUUUCUUGUGCUUGCUAUGGUCCUAGCUGCAUCAGGCACCCUCGCGCAUUCUGCGCCACAGGACCAGCUCAUGUAGCCACAAAAGGACAAGCUCCGACCUGCAGUGAGACCAUGCUCGCCUAAUGUACUUUUCCAAAGAGCUUCUUCGUGAGGCCCCCCCUCAAUUAUAAUGAUAUUUCCUGCUCAUCCGAAAGAGCCGCUCGUAUAGGAUCGGCGCACGACCCUACCGUAAUCUCCAUACCCUUUCCUGCUUGUUUUUCUAGUGAUGUUUAUAUCGUGUAUCCUCUUCUAUUUUUAUUUUUCUCACUUAGACUCUCUUUGAAUGUCGCUCCUCCGAAGAAGAUCAAGCGAGUUCCGAUCCCUGACUACCUCUAUGAAGAAAUGGAGGAAUUCUCCAAAGCGGGGUAUCUUGUUGAACUUAUAGCCUUUAUCUUGGCCUCUUAUCCCUCCUUUCUAUGCCUCUGCUAUUUUCACGCUGAUCUCCUAACCUCUGAUCUUUGCGCACUGGGCGCUGUAGGAUUCACAAUGUCAGUAAGGUGGGACCAGUUGGACUGGAUAGUCAGAACGUAUUUAUCUGCCCUAUCGUCGCCCAGAAGUCCUAUCCAUUCCCAUGCAGUGCUCCUGCAUGGUGGUAGCGAAUGUAGUUUAUAAUGCAACUUUCGAUCCCUCGGUCUGUGACCAUCUCUGAACAACUUAUUACCGCACAUUUGUCAAUUAGCAAUUGAUAUGCUCUUAGCGCCCGUAGAAAACGGACCACGGUAUAGAUGCGCUCGACCAACAUGGAGCCAAAUCAGGGCACGGCAGGGCUUCUUGCAAAUGUGCACCCACAACAAAUGUCACACAUGGGUGUGUUGUCGCGCUUAUGGGUAGGCUCACGCCGCGCUAACCACCUGCGCUCGAUCCCGCCCUCGGUUUUCCCUCUCGCUCUCUACCUCCCUCUCUCUCUGCUUCUCUCUUUCUGACCUAUCCCCAACCUUUCCUGCCUUCUUCCUCAUUCCUCUCUUUCUCUGGUCUUAUUGCUACCUAUUCGGUGUUCUCUAUUUUCAACAGUAGAACAAGGAUAUGCAUGCCUACAUUAAUACCUCCCUUUUUGACAGCGCCCUCCGGGGCAGUAAACGCAGGCGCCUGGAGGCGGCAAGUCUGUUGGAAACUUCGAAAGACUGGGUGACUCUGACCGUGCCGUUGAAUGUUGAAGCAAGCUCUGCCAGCCUAAAGCCUAAACUUCUUGAUAUAUCCCUCCCAUCAGCUGUCCAAUCACUUAUAAAUGCAGGCUUUGUGCCUACAGAUAUCCACUUUUAA